CCACACUUAAGCUCCAGGGAGGUGAGCGGUCUCUGUCUGGCUAGCUGUUGGUAGAAUUGGGCUAUUUUGCUGAAGCUUCUUUCCCUGGUAGCCUGAGGAAAAAAUUUGCAUUUUGACUUUUUAAUUUUUAUUUUUUACCAUGGCUUUGAUUUACAAAUUGCUGAAUGGCACUUACAUUCUCAGCAAAUGCCCAAAGCGAAGUACUGCCUUGCAUCCAUUUUUGGGUAUUCACUUUGCAGACUAUUGUUCCAGUAGUCUUCAGAAACCAGAGGCUGCUCCUGGCAAAGCCUCCUCACAGAGGAAGACUGAAGGAGGUUUGCAGGGACAUCACCAGAAAGAAGUUGCCGUGGAUAUAACUUCUCCUGAGGAGAAGCCUGAAGUUAGUUUUGAUAAAGCAAUUAGAGAUGAAAUCAAGGACCAUUUUAGGCGUUUGAAGGAUGAAAUUGUGAAUCACUGGAUAGGGCCAGAAGGCCGCCCUCUGCAUGAGGUCUUGCUGGAACAAGCCAAGGUCGUCUGGCAGUUCCGUGGGAAAGAAGAUUUGGAUAAGUGGGUAGUGACUUCUGAUAAGACGAUUGGAGGCAGAAGUGAAGUGUUCUUGAAAAUGGGCAAGAAUAACCAAAGUGCAUUGCUCUAUGGAACUCUGAGCUCUGAAGCACCUCAGGAUGGGGAGAGUAGCCGAAGUGGGUACUGUGCAAUGAUAUCUAGGAUUCCAAGGGGCGCUUUUGAGCGGAAGAUGUCUUAUGAUUGGUCCCAUUUCAACACUCUGUAUCUCCGUGUCCGUGGGGAUGGUCGGCCUUGGAUGGUGAAUAUCAGGGAGGACACAGAUAUAAUCCAGAGGAAGAAUCAGAUGUACAGUUACUUCAUGUUCACCCGUGGGGGGCCCUACUGGCAGGAGAUCAAGAUUCCUUUUUCCAAAUUUUUCUUCUCCAAUCAAGGAAGAAUCCGGGAUGUUCAGUCUCAGCUUCUGCUUGACAAGAUCUCUUCCAUAGGAUUUACCUUGGCCGAUAAAGUGGAUGGUCCAUUCUUCUUGGAAAUUGAUUUUAUUGGAGUGUUUACUGAUCCAGCGCACACAGAAGAAUUUGCCUAUGAAAAUUCUCCAGAGAUUAGCCCAAGACUUUUCAAAUAAAGAUCAUGUGUAGUUUUGCAUUACUAAACUAAGGGUAGUAGAUCUGCAGUGAUACUGACAAAAUAAAAUAUUUCUUUAAUGGCAUCCAACCAA
Propithecus coquereli (Coquerel's sifaka) is the source of this 1219-nucleotide messenger RNA. It is a transcript of the gene NDUFAF1, whose product is annotated as NADH dehydrogenase (ubiquinone) complex I, assembly factor 1. Lineage: Eukaryota; Metazoa; Chordata; Mammalia; Primates; Indriidae. The record is from RefSeq and is a predicted model, not a curated record. Gene Ontology annotation, biological process: mitochondrial electron transport, NADH to ubiquinone; mitochondrial respiratory chain complex I assembly. Bases 140 to 1126 code for a protein of 328 amino acids. The transcript has 5 exons. Gene Ontology annotation, cellular component: mitochondrion.